AUGUUGAACAGGAGUUUAGUCAAAGUGGGCCGACUAGAAAGUCCGGGUUUGGCCCACCAUUUGUUGCCAGAAACUCAUAAUCAUCCUCGAAACACUCAUUUGUUGAUACAUCCGAACAUCGCACCUACUAAUGACUAUGAACUCCCAAACGAUGAAUCCGGGCAACAAUCACAAGGCCCAAGUUCCAUCUCCACGAAAGGGGCAACGAAACUCCAAAGACGGGGCGAGGUCCAGGAGUGCAAAUGGUUGCUGGACUUGUCGUUUACGCAGAAAGAAGUAAUUCAAACUCCAAUAAUCCGUAUCUACAACAUUGACUUACAAUUGUUUAGAUGUGAUGAAUCAGGCCCUGAAUGCCUCGUGUGUCGAGAGAGAGGUCUCCAGUGUGCCGGAUUUGGUGCACUAAAACCAUCAUGGAUGGAUGGUGGCGUGCAACAAGAGGCUGUUCACCAGGACAUUAAAGCUACAGUUGCAUCCGUGACGCGGAUGAAGCGCAUGAUGAAGCUAGUCAAGUCCCGGGAGAAGGUGUCACCGCCGUUGAGAAGCAUUUCAAUACCCUCGGAGUUAUUGGAUAGUGGCAGAAGCUCCGUAUCGUUGCCUGAUAACUGCUCUUCUGGUGCUCCAAGCCGAGCAACUUCCUUGGGGCCAGUUACCUCAAAUUCUUUUCAGGCCCAGAACCCGCACGAAUGGACUCCGGAAGCAUCUUUUAAUUGGAACUUAAACAAUAACUUCAACAUGAUUCCAUAUAAUGGUGGCGAGGACACUACAAGUAUCAGCAAUCUCCAGGACACUUCCAUGGAAUACAACUUCCACGCGCAACCCUUUUCAACUGAUGGGGCGAAUUGUUAUCUUCCUCCCGGGACGAACCCCCAAGAAAUGUUUUCCUAUUACACUCCCGACUUGGUCAGCUAUGCACCUCCGUACGAAGUUUCUGGGGACGCCAUAAACUAUCUCGUCGCUUCACAUGGGCCUGUACUCGCCAGUUCGCCAGCAGUGUCUAGCUCGGUUCCCAACUGCCACCUUUUACCAAAGAGGCAAUGUACUCCAAGCCAGCUCCAACAUGUAUAUAGCAGGGAAGGUGGAACAAUAAAUGGGCAGAUAAUCCAACACAACCCAAAUAUUUUGGAGACAUCUCAAUCAAAUAUACCCCUCUCUCCUGUCAGCGAACAGUCAUCGCUGUGGGCUGCGGAUACCAGGACAUACACCCCAGCAUCUUCUCCCCCGCAGGUCCAAGACCUCCGCUUGUCCAGCCAAAUUGGAAUCCACCCUCCGUUUACCGGGGCUGACUCCCAUGCCGUUAAGUACUCGUCGAUGCCCAUAGACCGGUCUGCGGGCACAGCGAAAUCGGGCUAUCGUUGGCCUUAA
Venustampulla echinocandica is the source of this 1362-nucleotide messenger RNA. RefSeq lists its product as uncharacterized. Lineage: Eukaryota; Fungi; Ascomycota; Leotiomycetes; Helotiales; Pleuroascaceae. The coding region runs from base 1 to 1362 and encodes 453 amino acids. The record is from RefSeq and is a predicted model, not a curated record. The transcript has a single exon.